Striga asiatica is the source of this 312-nucleotide messenger RNA. Lineage: Eukaryota; Viridiplantae; Streptophyta; Magnoliopsida; Lamiales; Orobanchaceae. The record is from the annotation of a GenBank genome assembly.
AUGGGCUUAGGUAGAGUAAAAGACUUGCAGCUAUGCAAACCAGUCCCAAUGCUCUUAGAAGCCUUCAAAUUCCUUCUAUAUGGAGUUGCUUUCUUAGCCAAAUCCUCAAUGCUUGUCACCCUUGAAAGUGAUGUGAAAGACUCUGAUUUCCCCUUGUCAUACAAAGCUCGGCUCGAAUUCGCACAGAAAGACGAUGAUGACGAUGAUGCAUCAUCCGCCACAUCUGACGAGGAUAUCGAUGAUCCAUUUGAGACCGUCGAUUCUUGCCCAAUAGAUGAAAUGGAUGAUGAUGGUGAACAAUUUUCAUCAUAA